This is a messenger RNA of Alligator sinensis (Chinese alligator), 894 nucleotides long. RefSeq names its product 5', 3'-nucleotidase, cytosolic (gene NT5C). The transcript is spliced from 7 exons. The coding region runs from base 187 to 855 and encodes 222 amino acids. The record is from RefSeq and is a predicted model, not a curated record. Gene Ontology annotation, molecular function: 5'-nucleotidase activity. NCBI's taxonomy places the organism in Eukaryota, Metazoa, Chordata, Crocodylia, Alligatoridae. Gene Ontology annotation, biological process: pyrimidine deoxyribonucleotide catabolic process.
AAGUAGGUGCUGCAAGCUGACCAAGGGAGGGGCCCUGCAACCUACGAGGCGGCUGUAGCUGCUUUAAGAGACGCAGCCUCUCUGCUGAGGCCAGGGGCUAGGGCUGGGAGGCCCCUGCCGGGCUGCACUGCCUGCCUCCCUCCACGCUCCCCAUGCUCCUCCCCGCCACCGCCCUCAUGAAUAUGCAUGAGCGGGCCCCGCCCCGCGCGGUUGAGCAUGCAGCAGCGGCCGCCGGGCCGCGCGGUCGGAGGCGCCAUGGGCUGGGGCGCGGCGCUGCGCGUGCUGGCGGACAUGGACGGGGUGCUGGCGGACUUCGAGGCCGGCGUGCUGCGGGCCUUCCUGGCGCGCUUCCCCGGCGAGCCCCGCGCCGGGCUCGCAGGUAGGAGAGGGUGGCUUCCCAAGGAACAGCACCAGGCAAAGAUUCCUCUGUGCCAUGCCAAGAUAGUCAGUGUGUAUGAGUCACCUGGCUUCUUUCUGGGACUGGACCCAAUACCAGGAGCCAUUGAAGCCAUGAAGGAGAUGAUCCAAAUGAAGGACACUGAAGUCUUCAUUUGCACAAGUCCCCUCCGGAAGUAUGAGCCCUGCAUCCCUGAGAAGUACAAGUGGGUGGAGAAGCAUUUGGGACCAGAGUUUGUGGAUCGACUGAUUUUGACCAGGGAUAAGACCAUUGUAUCAGCCGACCUGCUGUUUGAUGACAAGGACACCAUUCAAGGUGUGGAGCCUAAUCCAAGCUGGGAACACAUCCUGUUCACUUGCUGCCAUAACAAGCACUUGGAGCUUAAGCCACCACAUAGGCGGCUGCAGUCAUGGGCCGAUGACUGGAGAGCAAUAUUGGAAAGCAAACGCAGGAAGUAAUGGAGAAGGGAAACAGUGCUGUUCACAUCGCAGAUGGAA